AUGGACGGAGACCAGGACUCGGUGGGAGUCGGCACUGCAGAGAGACCGCAUCCGGAUCCAGACCAGGCCGCAGGUGCAGCGUGAGGUGAGAAGGCCGUCUGGAACCAGUCGGUCACGGUCGGGUCUCGGAAGAGAGACGAGUGAGUCCAGCCCUGUGCAGCAGCAGCAGCCCGGUAAGUGAGUCCUCCUCUCAGUCCUCCUCCUCCUCAUGCCUAUUCCAUCUGUGCCAUGCCUAUUCCAUCACCUGUGCCAUGCCUGUACCAUCACUUGUGCCAUGCCUAUUCCAGGUUGCGCACUGAAUAAAGUAUUUUAUAAUUUUUCAUAUUUCUGUUUACUUACUAUUUCAUAAUAAAGUAAUUAUAAAAUACUUUCUUUGUGUUUAUUUGAUUCCUAUUCAAGAGAAUUACUUUAUAUAUAGUCAAUAUAGGCACAGAGUUAAAUUUUUUAACAUUUUCUAAUGGUGGUGUGCCUCAUGAUUUUUUUCAUGAAACAAGUGUGCCUUUGCCCAAAAAAGGUUGAAAAACACUGCUCUAUAUAUCACUCAAGGUCAUCCUGGUACUUGCCAUAAGGUACUUACUGAGUUUUUUGCCUGUUGCUUUCUUCAGUUUAUUCCUUUUAUUUUUGCCUCCCAAGACCCACAGCCUGACAUUGGCAUGGCAGCCAUGAGAUUUAUUAUUAGGGGUGGCACUGUGGUCUAAACCACCGAGCCUCUUGGGCUUGCCGAUCGUAGGGUCAGCAGUUCUAAUUUGUGCAACAGGGUGAGCUUCCUUUGCUUUGUCCCAGCUCCUGCCAACCUAGCAGUUCGAAAGCAUACCAGUGUGAGUAGAUAGAUAGGUACUGCUGCGUCAGGAAGGUAAACAACACUCUGGCUUCUGUCACGGUGUCCUGUUGCACCAGAAACACUUUCAUCUUGCUGGUCACAUGACCUGGAAAAGCUGCCUGUGGACAAACUCUGGCUCCCUUUACCUGAAAGUAGAGAUGAGUGACGCACCCCAUAAUCGAAUUUGACUGGACUUAACUGUCCAGGGGUCCUUUACCUUUACCUUAUUAGGAAUAAAUAAGAGGUUGGUGAUCAUGAAUGACUGGUUAUUAGGAAUAAAGUAUUUAAAAGUAACUUUUUAAACAGUGGUGUAAUGAGAAUGGUGUGAAAAGAACACAUGCUCUGGGCACAACCUGGACAAAAUGGGCAGCAAAGAUUGUGUAAUAAUAUAUGUCAGGGGUUGCCAACUUUUUGGGGCUCAUGGGAACAUUUGGAAUUUUGAUAAAGUAUCCUGGGUGCCAAUUAAAAAGUCUGUCAUGGGGUGUGGCAUAACAAAAUUUAGCUUCCACAUCUAAAAGAGUAGAAAAAGAGACACGACCAACAGAAUCCUGGCAUCCCAUGAAACGUUUACAGGGAGUGGAGAUGCUAAGCCAGUACAAACAGGAACUGAGAAGGAAGCACAAACUGUGGAUUUUUUAAGGGGAUGUUUACUGAGACAUUUCCCAGGUGCCAAGGAGGUACUGGUGAGCAGAGCACAUGUCAUCUGUGGAUGCUGCACUGCUGACAAAGUCAAAGGACACCUGGCAGUUCUUGCUCAGAGAAAACAUCUAAGGGAUUUUUUUAAGUAGAAAAAAAUGUUCCAAGAAGACUAUCAACUUUUCUGCGCAUUCUUGGUUCUGUGUAUUCCCCAAAGCGCUGGGGGUAAGACGCGCCUGUUAGAGCUCCUCAAUUAGAUGUUGGGGGCUCCUACUCCUUUUAACUUUUUAACUUCUUAAUCUUUUAACCCUCUUCUUAUCAAAAGUUUGGCAACCUGGGGUUUUAUAUCAGAGAACUUGUGAAGUUGGCGCUGUAAAUUAGAUCUAACGAAGUCGAACAGCUUAACAGCCGCCGCCCAGCUUAUUUCAAGGACUCAUAACUCUAAACAAUUUAAUUAAUCUCCUGAACUUUUCCCAAACUGACUCUGACUCAGGCUUUGACUCGGCAUUUUAAAUGAACUAAGGGAGGUGAAGCUGUGUUGCAGGAGUGUUCCGUUUGUGCUUGCCUCUGCCCUCCUGGCUUGUGGGUCCAACUGCGCUGUGUGCCUGCUCUGUCUUCCCACUUGUGGGUCCGGCUGUCUUGCAUGCCAGCGGUGCUCCUGGACUGAGACAGACUGGUCGAGUACUCGGCAUGGAGCCUGGGUCAAGAUAUAGACUCAAUUGAAAGGCACCUAGGGAGCCGGGGGGGGGGGGUCCACCCUCAAGACGCCAGAGACUCUUAAGCCACAGGGCUGGCAGCUGGUUGUAGCAGAGGAGAGGUAUGAUUCUGUGGCCCUGAGAACACCAGCAGUGGGGGAAACCAGAGGACUCCUGAUGCCAAGAGGAACACUUCCUCUGCCACUACAAGUGUUAGCGCAACAGCAAGAGGAGGGCCCCCUGAGACCAUCGGGGACGGCAUUGACAUUGAACAGGGCAUUUACUGAGCCUGCCCCGCCUUCCUCUGCCCACCCCCCGCUGUCGCCUGGUUGUUCAGGUUGGCAGAUUCAGAGAUCAUUCAGAGAUCAUUCGAGCAGACUCGAGCUGGCACAUGAUAGUACAAGAACUUCGUGAUGCUACAAGAACUUUGUCUGCUACAAGAACCUUUUAUUUUCCUUUCCCCCCUCCCUGCUUCCUUUGCCAUUUGUUUUAGUCCUUUGUCCAUUGUUUCAUGAUAAUAUUUAAGUUUUUGCUUGCUUACUGUUAGAUGCUUGAUUGUUGUCCUCCUGUUAUUUAGGUGUUUUUUCUUCCUUUAUGUACGUUAUAUGGUAGUUCUGUUUAGCUGUGGAAUGUUUUGGGGUUUAUUUUUUAAUUUAAUUAAUUGGUUUGUCUAAUAUUAUAAUAGUAGGCUGACAAAGAAUAUAACAGUUUCGUAUAAUCAGAGAGGUAGCUGAUGUUUAGCUGGCUUGUUCUACUCGACUAAUUAGAGUUAUCGAGUUGUUGAUACUAUAAGCAGAACAAUUAGGCUGGGAAAGAAUAACAUCAACUGCCGUCAAUGAAGGCUAGUAUGAGGCUUGGGAUUGCUACCGUGGAGGGGCGAGGGAGGUAUGGCGGUGGGGGCAGAUGUCAUAGGCGAAGGGGAUCAACAUACGGAUAUGCUCGUACCCCUUCCAAUCUGCGCCCCAUCCCAAGGGACGAGAGUAGGGUGAGCAAGGAUUACUCACCUCCGUCACUGGUGCUGUGCAAUGCCAGGUGUAUAGGCAACAAAACCGCCACCCUGCGAGAUUUCUUUACCUCGCACGGGGUUGACCUGGCUUGUGUGACAGAGACCUGGGUGCGUGAAGGAGAAACAGUUACCUUACGAAAGAUGGCGUCUCCGGGUUUCUCCGUUCUCCACCAGUCGCGGACUGUGGGCCGGGGGGGGGGGAGAGGUGGCAUCAUUAAUCCGGGAAGAUUGUUCUUUCAGGGCUCUACCAUCCCCAUCGAUCCUCGGCAUUGAAUGUGUUGGCCUAGCGUGGGGCUCUGAGGUGAGCUUGGCUGUCUGGCUGGUGUACCGGCCAUCUAGCGCACCAGCAGCCACCCUGUCAGGCCUACUGGAGGCGGUGGACGGCUGGGCCUUGGAGUUCCCUAACCUAUUGGUAUUGGGGGACUUCAACAUCCAUGCUGAUGCCACUCCCUCUUCACAGGCUCUGGACCUGGUGUCUUCCAUGGCGACACUAGGGCUCUCCCAGUUUGUUUCGGGCCCCACACAUCCAGCAGGCCACACGCUGGAUUUGAUCUUUGGCGUAGGUAUAGAUGUGGUCAUGUCUCCUUUGAUGAAGGUGCCAUGGUCUGAUCAAUACGCUCUGAAAGCCAGGAUUGACUCCCCCCUCCCCCCUGCUUAGGUGGCGAGCCGAUUUGGGCUUGCCCGCAGAGGCUGAUGGACCCUGAUAGAUUCCGCCAAGCCUUGCGGGACCUUCCUCCCCCUGGCGACUCAUUGACUGAGCUUGUUGAGGGGUGGAAUACCCAGCUCCUGGCGCCCUCUGCGACCCUGCAGAAGCCGGGCUCCCUGGUUUACCGAAAAUGA
Molecule: messenger RNA, 3997 nt
Organism: Podarcis lilfordi (Lilford's wall lizard)
Lineage: Eukaryota; Metazoa; Chordata; Lepidosauria; Squamata; Lacertidae
Source: the annotation of a GenBank genome assembly